This is a messenger RNA of Marchantia polymorpha subsp. ruderalis, 243 nucleotides long. Lineage: Eukaryota; Viridiplantae; Streptophyta; Marchantiopsida; Marchantiales; Marchantiaceae. The record is from the annotation of a GenBank genome assembly.
AUGGGCGGUCCUACACACUUUCCGUUUCCCACACUGUCAAUACGCUUUGUGAAAAUAAUGUAUUUUGAUACACCUAAAACAUGGUUUUCAUAUAAACCCAUGGAUCGUGAAAAAUCGUUGCUACUAGCAAUCACUUUUUUUUUAUUACUUUUCCUUUCUAUAUCCCUCUCCUUUGUUUUUAGUUUCUCAUCAAAUGGCACUUUGCCUAUGUUUAUGAGCUUAAUGAUGUCUUGAUGAGGGCGC